Messenger RNA from Vitrella brassicaformis, 2372 nucleotides. The record is from the annotation of a GenBank genome assembly. Lineage: Eukaryota; Vitrellaceae.
GUCACUGAUAUGAUGGGGUGAAAUGUAUGUAGAAAACUGAGUAUCUGCACAAACGGCACACCAUCCGUUCAUCCAUCCACCAGCGCACGCACAUGCUGUCGGUGUCUUGCGACUGCGAUGACACAUCAUGCACGUAACUGCCAUUUCACACCUCUUCGCACAAGACGAAAACAACUCAAGACGUGCAAGAGGCACCGAGAGAUGGCCACACAUCAUUCGAAUGCCGGCCGCUGUUCUCCACCCUUCCCCCGCCCCCAUACUGAUGUGCCGUUCUUCCUACACGUGCGUCGCAUGGCAGUGGGCUGCAUGUGAGCACACACGCAGCAGGCUCGGGCCAUCAAGAUGAAGGACGGGGGCUGGAGAACAUCGCGACAUUCAGCUGGCCAGACGAGAGAGGGAGGGGAAAGCUCAUCGAUGGGGCUGCUCUCUUCUCCAAAAAUGUCCAUCCCGGCCUUAAAACGCCAACCAAUCAACCAGACCAAUGCACCAGCACCGUCCGUCCCCCGCUCGCAGAGGGACUUAAAUCACCACACAUCUAGACAUGGCAUGGCACGCACCCGCACCUCCCCCACCGACACGACACGAGCAUGCAUGCGCCAUCCGACCGUGAAAAAGCCUUCCUCACUCUUCAAAACGGCCCCACAUCACACACACACACACACACGCACAAGCAGACGAAGACUACCACACCUACCGCUCUCUUCUCUAUCACUCACUUCUUGGCGACUGCCUCCCUCCUCUGUCUGACGGCCGCAGCGAGGUUCUCGAGCACCUUGACCGUGUCCAUCCAGUGGAUGCAGGCAUCAGUCACCGACACGCCGUACCGCAGGCUCGACAGCACCGUCGACCGCUGCCCCUCUGGGCCGAGCUGCCCGGGCCCGCUGCCGUGCAGGGUGGUGGGGGAGUCGUUCUUGUUGUUGAUGAUGUCGGACAGCUUGUCGCCGGUGGGGAGGUCCUGCUUGCCCUCGAAGAGGUGGGACUCGAUCAUCACGCCCAUGAUGCCCAUCUCGCCCUUGGACAGCUGGCUGCAGAUGUCCUCGGCUACCUGCAACAAACAGAGACGAGAUGUCGCCGUGUGUUGGGCCUUCCCUUCUCCCCCUCUGGCAGGCAGGGAGCAGGACUGACCUUGGGUUGCCUGUUGUGGUCCUUCUGGCUGUUGCCGUGGGAGCAGUCGACCAUGACCUUGGGCACCACCUUGUUCUUGGUCAGCUUGUCAGCGGCGCCCUGGAUGUGCUCUGAGGCGUAGUUGGGGCCCGUCGCACCGCCUCGCAGCACCACGUGUGUGUCCUUAUUGCCCAUCGACAGCACGAUGGCCGGCAGCCCCUGCUUGGUGAUCGACAGGAAACUGUGGGGGAACUGCGCCGAUCGCACCGCGUCGAUGGCCACCUGUAUGUCACCUGACGAAGAGCAAGACAAACAAGGAUCAGAGAGCGAAUGGUUGUCAGUCACGUGGGGAUAGAACGCACCUGAGGUGGCGUUCUUGAAGCCGACGGGCAUGGACAGCCCCGAUGCGAGUUGUCGGUGCAGCUGGCUCUCGGUGGUGCGGGCGCCGAUGGCCGCCCAAGCGACAAGGUCGGCGAUGUACUGAGGGAUCAUGGUGUCCAGGAACUCACACGCACACGGCAGCUCCAUGUUGUUGAUGUCAGCCAGGAUGCGACGACCGAUCUUCAGACCCUGCCAGCCAAAGAGCACACGAGAGAGAGGUGUGUCAGUGCUCAUGCGGCGGGGAGGUGUGUGAAGAGAAGCAUGGUGCUGGUCACGUGGUUGAUGUCGUAUGAUUCGUCGAGGUGGGGGUCGUUGAUGAGGCCCUUCCACCCCACAGUCGUACGCGGCUUCUCGAAGUACACACGCAUCAGAAUCAACAAAUCCUUGGACAGACGGGUCGCCUCGGCCUGCACACACACACACACACACACGGACACACACACGGAGCAGCCGGCGCGUGAACACUACGUCACACCUUUCUUGAUGCGUAUGUAUCGUAUUGCACACCUUGAGUCUUGUCCCAUACUCAAUGGCGGCCUUUGCAUCGUGGAUGGAGCACGGCCCCACGACGACCACGAGCCUGUCGUCCUUUCCGUUGAGUAUGUCCGAGACGGCCUGUCUUGCCUGCUGCACGGUCCUCUUGCCCUGCGGCGUGUUGGGGAUCUCCUCCAUCAGCAGCUGGGGGUAGAUGACGGCCUUGAUGGACUCGAUGCGCAGGUUGUCCACCUCGGGGUCGGUGAAGUACUCGGUGAAGUGCCGCUGGGAGGCCGGGCCGCCCUCCACCCCAUCAACGGCAUCGAUCUUCCGCUUUUUCCGCUCCUCACCAUUCGCCAUCGCUGGCACAGCUGCACCAUUGCUCGACAUCCCCAAUACGACGCGGAGAAAUG